Molecule: messenger RNA, 1470 nt
Organism: Dracunculus medinensis (Guinea worm)
Lineage: Eukaryota; Metazoa; Nematoda; Chromadorea; Rhabditida; Dracunculidae
Source: the annotation of a GenBank genome assembly
AUGCACUGUGGUGGUGGUGGUAGAGUUGUUAGCCGAACAUCAUCUGUUGAUAGUAAUGGAUUUCCAGUCAAAGAUAGCGACGCUAUAAAACUUUUCGUUGGUCAGAUCCCAAGAAAUUUAGAAGAAAAAGAUCUACGACACCUCUUUGAAUCAUUUGGAAAGAUCUAUGAAUUUACAAUCCUAAAAGACAAAUACACCGGUUUACAUAAAGGCUGCGCAUUUCUCACCUACUGCCAUCGAGAAAGUGCUAUCAAAUGUCAAACCGCUUUACAUGAUCAGAAAACAUUGCCUGGAAUGAACCGUGCAAUGCAAGUUAAACCAGCAGAUAGUGAAAGUCGUCCAAAUUCACCUAAAAAUUCCGAAGAGCGUAAGCUUUUUGUUGGGAUGUUAUCGAAACAACAGGGUGAAGACGAUGUUCGAGCAUUAUUCGCACCUUUUGGUUCUAUUGACGAGGUGACAGUUCUUCGUGGUGCAGACGGUUUAUCAAAAGGUUGUGCAUUCGUAAAAUUUGCGGCUCAUUCACAGGCGGCAAUGGCAAUUAACGCAUUGCAUGGAAGUCAAACAAUGCCUGGUGCCUCAUCGUCCUUGGUAGUUAAAUUUGCGGAUACGGAAAAAGAGAGGCAACUCCGUCGUAUGCAGCAGAUGGCUGCACAAAUGGGUCUUCUUAAUCCAGCACUUAUUAAUCAUGCAACUGUCUAUAACGCUGCUUAUCAACAACUUAUGCAGCAACAAGCAGCAUUAGCAGCAUCACAAUCAAAUUUGGCUGCAUAUUUUCCAGUAGCGAUUGCACCACAGACUAUGCUUGCCGGGCUAACAAAUUCUUCGACUCCUUCCACAACAUUCUUAACACAACAUUCCUUACAACCUUUAUCAACAUUAACGAUAUCUACUCCACCAGGAUCACUUCAAGCUUUAUCAGCUUUAUCACAACCAUAUACAACUACUGAAUAUGCGACAAAUGGUAUUACACCAUAUUCUCCACCGGCUGCUGUAACAGCUACUAAUGAGGCUGCUGCUGCUGCUGCUGCUGCUGCUGCCGCUGCCGCUGCUGCUGCUGCCGCCGCCCCUUAUACACUGCCAACUGUAUAUAAUCCUUUGGUAGGAAUAGAACAACAGCAUAAUCCUUAUAAUCAAGCUCUUCAACAAGCUAUUGUUCUUCAGCAAGCUGCUGCUCUAUUUCCUGGUGUUCAAAAAGAAGUUCUUGGACCAGAAGGCUGCAAUCUCUUUAUUUAUCAUCUACCACAAGAAUUUGGCGAUGCUGAACUCAUGCAAAUGUUUUUACCAUUUGGUCAUGUUAUUAGUGCAAAAGUCUUCAUAGAUCGUGCGACAAAUCAAAGCAAAUGCUUCGGAUUUGUCUCAUACGACAAUACGGCCUCAGCGAUGGCAGCAAUUCAAGCAAUGAAUGGAUUUCAAAUUGGCAUGAAGCGGUUGAAAGUUCAACUUAAGCGACCACGAGAUAAACCGUACUGA